Messenger RNA from Strongylus vulgaris, 1323 nucleotides. NCBI's taxonomy places the organism in Eukaryota, Metazoa, Nematoda, Chromadorea, Rhabditida, Strongylidae. The record is from the annotation of a GenBank genome assembly.
AUGGAAUCAUCGGAUAUCUUCAUAGCUGCUCAGAAACUGCAGAAUUUGACGAUUCGAAGAGCUCGGGAACUACAACCUAGUCUUGACCUAUCGUUGUAUGACAAAAAGUUCAAGCUCCAUCCUACCACACCACCUCAAACCAAAGUACCAAAAACUCCAAAAACUCCUAAAGUCGAUCUGGAAACAGAUUCCGAUGAAAAAGAUACCCCUCCUCCUGAGAAGAAGAAAUUUCGAUCGCAAAAGAAAAUGCGACCGAUAUCAACGGGAAUGAACGCCGAACAUGUUGCCUUACCAGGGCGUCCAGGCCGUAAAAGCAUGGACGAGCUGAUGCUACGGUUUCGACAAAAACUUAUGCUUUUCUGGGAUCUCAUUUAUAAUCACAAGGAAGGGAUGUAUUGGCCCGCCGGUGCCUUUAUGGAGUUGCCGUCAGUUAGAGAAUAUCCCGACUACUACGAAGUGAUCAAACAUCCGAUUGAUCUGAAGACGAUUAGGGAGAAAAUCGAGAACAAUAAGUACGAGUCAUCAGUUCAGCUGAUGCAGGAGCUAACCACACUUUUCAACAAUGCUCGACAGUACAAUGAGGCGAACUCUCAAAUUGCACGAGAUGCGUCUAUGUUGCAUGAUAUGGUGAGCAAAGCCCACUCACACGAUAAGGAAGCUCCCUACGAAAGUCCCCUUCAACAGAAGCAAAAGUUUGGUUGGCUGAAGACGAAAUUGCGGAAGCCUGUAAAAGGCGCCAAGCCUUCAAAAGGGUUGAUUAACGGCACUGGCGUCUCCGACGAUGAUGAUCCAAGUUCUUCCGUUAGGAACACCGUGCCUACUCCACCUCAUCCCUCAAAAGGGAAAACACCAAAAGUAGACAGGAAAUUUGAGGACAUGAUUGCGAGGAACACCGUGCUUACUCCACCUCAUCCCUCAAAAGGGAAAACACCAAAAGUAGACAGGAAAUUUGAGGACAUGAUUGCGAGACUUCCUCCUCAUCAACAACAAAUGUGGAGGCUGUACACUAUGGUCCGUGAUGCCACUGAUACCGAUGGCAGAAAACUUGCUGGUGCUUUCAUCAAACUACCUACUAAAGAGGAGUAUCCUGAUUACUACGAAGUGAUCAAAAAGCCAAUGGAUCUACAACGCAUCCAACAGCGAUUGCAAGCUCACGGUUAUGGAAGAUGGGUGGACAUUGUUGCCGACAUGUCGCUUAUGCUUGAAAACGCAUGUAAAUACAAUGAACCCGAAAGUGCUAUCUACAAGGAUGCUGUUGCUCUACAACGGUUGGUACUGGAGAAGAAACGUGAACUAGGUGCCGCUGAAGACUGUAUACCUAGG